UUGGGGAUGCUGAGCUGUGGGGGCCAGGCCCAGGGUGGGAUGGGAGUAAGGGAGGCAGUGGCAGCUGUCUGGGCAUGAACAGGGCAGGGUGCUUAUGGAUCUUGCAGUCAGACCAGCAGUGAUGAACAGAGGGGACAACUGCACCCCCCAUGGUGACGAUGCCAAUCUACUAGCGCCUGGUAUCCCCUCUAUAACCCAGGCCUGGGGGCUGUGGGCCCUCUUUGGGGCCAUGACGCUGCUGCUUCUCAUCUCAGUGGCUGCGCGCUUGUCUCAGAGGGCCACUGGCAAGAGCAAGAGCCAACCCGAGCCGGGACGCCCCGGAGGGAGUGCGGAAGAGACUCCCCUCUAUGGGAAUCUGCAUUAUCUACAGACAGGAUGCCUGUCUCAAGAGCCAAGAGCAGACCAGCAGGAUCCAGCUCCUGGAAGCUCCACCAGGGCUGCAGAAGAGGUGAUGUGCUACACCAGCCUGCAGCUGCGGCCUCCUCAGGCUCGGCUCUGCAGCUCUGGGACCCCCAUCAAGUACUCGGAGGUGGUGCUAGACUCUGAACCGAAGCCCCAGGCUGCAAACCCUGAGCCAGAGCUCUAUGCCUCAGUGUGUGCCCAGACUCGCAGGGCCAGGGCUUCCUUCCCAGACCAGGCCUACGCCAACAGCCAGCCUGCACCCAGCUGAGACCAGCCUGCCUCUGUGGACACAUGUGGCUUGCUUCCGCAUCACAGAAGCCCCUGCUGCCCUGCCUGGGGCAUGCCUGUGCUCCAAUUACCCCCAGGACAUGGAGUCAUUGCCUAGUAGCAGGUGGUGUCUUCUGGGAACUUCCUAUCUGAGCUUCAAUGGACACAUCUCAGGGUAGGACUGAUGCCUGGUUUCCUGACAUGGAGGCGGCAGACAGUGGCCCCCUCCCCACAUCUCUUUUCUGGGUGUUCCCUUCAGCCCGUUCUCUUCACUUCCUCCUCAUUUUUAACCAGUUUAACCAGCCUGGCUCUUCUCUCCUCCCUCCCAACCUACCAGGACACCUCAGUGUCUCUUCAGGCACAGGAAGUGGGCAGGAGAGGAGGUAAAAGCCUGAGAGGAUGUGGGUAGAAUGCUUGGAAACCCACAGGCUGGAAGAGUCCUGGGACCUAUGGACUAGAGAGGGAUGAAUCCCAAAGCUUGGCUUCUGAUCCGAGAACUGUGGCAGAGUGCACUCUCCAGGUGGCUGUCUUUGAUGUUCUGAUUUCAAAUAAAAC
Messenger RNA from Dipodomys ordii (Ord's kangaroo rat), 1224 nucleotides. RefSeq names its product signaling threshold regulating transmembrane adaptor 1 (gene Sit1). NCBI's taxonomy places the organism in Eukaryota, Metazoa, Chordata, Mammalia, Rodentia, Heteromyidae. Gene Ontology annotation, cellular component: plasma membrane. The record is from RefSeq and is a predicted model, not a curated record. Gene Ontology annotation, molecular function: kinase binding. Bases 95 to 670 code for a protein of 191 amino acids. Gene Ontology annotation, biological process: T cell homeostasis; signal transduction; regulation of T cell activation. The transcript is spliced from 5 exons.